Molecule: messenger RNA, 1080 nt
Organism: Amphimedon queenslandica
Lineage: Eukaryota; Metazoa; Porifera; Demospongiae; Haplosclerida; Niphatidae
Exons: 1
Coding region: 1-1080 (359 amino acids)
Molecular function (GO): protein binding
Source: RefSeq, a predicted model, not a curated record
AUGGCUUCUUCUUCUUCCAAUGAUCGUCUUGAGCUAGUAGCAGCUGCAUUAACCAGUCUAAUACCAGGGAGUAAAGUCAUUACUAAAGAUGAUCCACUGUAUGCAACAUUGGAGGAUCCAAAACCAUUAACAUACGAUAUAUUAAGUAAAAACGUGAUUGUAGAGAGCAGGCCAGAGCCUGAACCUGGGCUAGUUGAACCGUUUGAGGUAACAGAAUUAGAUGCGGAGGCAGUCACAAACCAGACUAUGAGACUUUCUCUUUUAAUUGCGACUCCAACAGAGAAAUUCACCAUCACAGUUCGAUUCCUCAAUGGCCAACCCUACAGGUUUCGAAUAGAUCCCAGAGCUACAGUGUAUGGACUGAAGUGGUCCAUCUUUAAGAGUAAAGGGUUUGAUGAGUACUCACAGUAUGAUGUUAAUAACAUUGUACUCACCUUUGAGGGAACUGAGCUCAAUGAUGAUGAAUUGCUGACAGACUGUGGGAUUAAAUACAUGUCAAACGUAACAGCUGUUGUUAAACUAAGAGGAGCCUCUAAAUCAACAAUGCUAGUGUUAGAUGAGGACCUAUUGGAUCCAGUUUGGGAUUAUGACUUCACACACAUUGAUGAUAAGGACAGAGAGUUCAAAAGAGGUGGUCAUGUCUACAAGCGUCCGUGUGGCUGGAAUAGAAUAGCUCUUAGAGUAAGAGGAAAGUAUGAAGAUGAUAAGUGGUUGGAAUGUUUUGGUCUACCUGGUGAAUGGCCGGUCUCUUAUCAUGGAACAAAAAAGGAAAGGGCAGAAGGUAUUGCUAAAACAGGAUAUGAUCAGAAAAAAUGGAAUAAAAUGUAUUAUGGUGACGGGUUUUACUCUACUCCUGAUAUUGCUGUUGCUGCUGGAUAUGCCACUUCAUUUCCCUUUGGAGGCAAACGGUACAAAGUUGUCAUGCAGAAUAGAGUUAAUCUCAGUCCUGGAUACACUACCAUAAUACCAGAGGAGAAGACACUCGCUGGAGCAGAGUAUUACGUGACACCAUCUGCUGACGACUUACGUGCAUAUGGUAUAUGUAUAAAAGAAGUUAGUGCUUACAACUUCUUGUGUUAA